AUGCCUCGACCAAAGCCAGGAGAGCCACCGCUGUUCAGAGGAGCGUUGGACUGCGUGAAGCAAACAGUCGCCAAAGAGGGUUUCUUCGCGCUUUAUAAGGGAAUGGCCGCUCCACUGGCCGGAGUAAGUCCCCUGUUUGCGGUGUUCUUUGCCGGUUGUGCCGUUGGUAGACAUCUGCAGACGUCGGAUCCAAAUCAGGAAAUGACGUUUAUCCAGAAUAUGAACAGUGGUGCGUUGGCCGGUGUGUUCACAACUAUCAUUAUGGUGCCUGGCGAACGAAUCAAGGGUGGCGUACGAUCUCGGAGUUUUUACUUAUUUUGUCACGUUGAACAUCUUCAUGAUCAAAGGUGCAAUCCUCAAGGCCACGCUCCGUCGGUAGUGACAUUCAAAUGGCCUUUGGAUGUAUCGGCGCGACUAUAUAGCAACGGUGGACUCACCAGCUCUCUAUACCAGACAGGAACCGAUAUACCAGCGAGUGCGGCAUAUCUAUCAGUGUAUGAGUUCCUCAAGAAGAAAUUCUCUGGUGAAGGCGCUCAACGUACAUUGUCACCUGGCUCAACAUUGCUGGCUGGUGGACUUGCCGGAAUUGCUAAC
Molecule: messenger RNA, 594 nt
Organism: Cooperia oncophora
Lineage: Eukaryota; Metazoa; Nematoda; Chromadorea; Rhabditida; Trichostrongylidae
Source: the annotation of a GenBank genome assembly